AUGAUCAGGAUAUUGAACAGGAAAAAUAAACGAGCAAUUCGGCUCUACGUCUUUGCAUUAGUAUGGCUCACAGUUGUGCUUUAUUGGUAUCGAGAUUACUAUUAUUUCUCAAGCCCGCUUAUGGCAGAAGAGAAUGAAGAAUCACUACAUUCAAUCUACGAUGUUCACGAUGACCAUUUCAAACUGCCGACACCUGUGGAAUUUUUCAACAAUGGCGAACCUAAAGAUUUUAAAGAAGACUCCACUUACAAGAUGCUAUACCACGCUUACGGGAUCAUUGAAAAACAAGGGAUGACAGAACGACCUGCUUCAGUAUAUACUCAAAUAUUCCAAAACCAUGACAUGGUGUCUGUAUUGGGCCACUUGAACUUUAGACAACGAUGCGAAUUGUUUUUCAAAAAUUUGUUUCUCAUUGACCAAAACUGGGCACUCGACCCUGGAAGAAAGUACGAGCUUGGAUUUGGUAAGCCAUACGAAGAAUUCAUUGCCCAAAACUUGGAAAAGUUUAAGGCACAAUACGAAAAAGAAAAACUCGAAAGAUCACAAAAACCGGGCCUGACUGUUAUUAUUCACUUCAAGGACUACAUUAUGGACAAAUUCAAUAAAGAAAAAAUGCUACGAUUUGAGCAAGACACCAUAAAUGACUUGUCAAUCUUGCGAUUAUACAACAAGUGUUAUGUAACCAACGAUGACGAGGCGCAGAAAAAAGAUAUAAGUGCGUUUAUCGCUAAGCAACAAAAAUUUAUGGCUCGAGGAGAACGAAAAACAAAGGACUCAACGUUUCGACUUACAAAGUCCGAGAAACUCAUCACUUCUGGAGCCUUCUCUUCGAGCUCAACGACUUCCAACUUUGACCACAGAAUAUAUCCGUGGUUAUCUUUAGAAUUGCCAAUAUUUGAAAGAUGGACAGGUGAGGCAUAUACAAGUAUACCAGUAUACCGAGAUAUACUAAAAGACAAAACACAACCGCCACCAACUGCAUCAACAACUUCAUCAUCAAAAAUCACUAAUACCAAUUUCUUUAAAACUUACAAAAGCUUGUGUAAUGGCAAAGGUAUUGUAUUGACAAUUGGUGAUCACCACGGAGAAACCGCUGCAAACUUGAUUAGACUACUACGCGCAUUAAACAAUAGGUUACCAAUUCAGAUAUUGUACCAUGAUGGACUUCGUACUGAUACAAAGGAAAAGCUAGUUGCCGCAGCAAGAGACAACUUCUUAGACCUACCAAGAUCAUAUUCGAAAGUGAGUGAUUUACUACCUCGAGAUCCACUGCGCCGUAAAACCAAAUAUCAAGGGUUCCCGAAACAAGAACUAUGGUUUGUUAAUAUGGGCCAAACCAUCCAUUCUAAUCACAAGAACAAAUUCCUUGGAUUUGCCAAUAAAUUACUUGCAACACUCUUUAAUUCAUUUAAUGAAUUUAUCCUAGUAGAUGCCGAUACCGUGCUAUUGCAAAACCCAGAAAUUUUUUUCCAACUUCAAGGUUACAAAACCACUGGCACUUUCUUUUUUCAGGAUCGUGGCACUUCGAAAUCUCGCUCAUUGCUUGAUGGAAAGAUCUUCCACUACUUGUCACAGUCAGGGAUUGACAAAAUCAUGUUUGACAUCAACAAUUUUUCCAACCAUACAUUGCAACAAAAAUUAUUUCGCGGUGCAGUGCACUCAAUGGAGUCUGGUCUCGUGGUGAUCGAUAGACGGCGUCAUUUUAGCUCCCUUUUGCUGAUUGUGCAUCUCAAUUUCAUUGAUCUUAUUACUGGUAAAAUCCAUGGUGAAAAAGAGUUAUUUUGGCUAGGCUUUGCAUUUAAUGGCGAUGAAAAUUACCAUUUUAAUCAACUCGAUGCAGCGGCUGUUGGUGAGCUUACUAGUCCCUUGGUGAGAAAAAAACCAAAUGGUGAUCAUUAUCACUCACAACAACUUUGUUCUGCACACCCAGGUCACAUUAGUGAAGAGGAUGGUCGUUCGUUACUCUGGAUCAAUUCUGGCUUCAAAUAUUGUCACAAUUAUGAAAGUGUAGAUUACCCAAAGGAAUUGGAAAUUUCGCAGCAACUACCAUUUGUGGAAAAAACUGUAUUGUCUUUUAAAAGGUUAUAUUCGAGUCCCUUGCGUAUUCAACAUGCUAUAAUUCCACCAGUCGACGAUGAAUUAACUUGGCGUCAAAAUGAUGCUGAGGAGCCAGCUAGUGGUUGGAUCAUGACGAAAUAUUGUAGAGGUUAUCUCUGGUGUGCUCACCUGAGUAUUGGUGGCAAAAUAGAGCCGGAUAAAGACAAUACGAUGGAAGGUAAGCUCAUUACAUUUAGUGAUCAAGAACGAUCACUAUUUGAUUUUUAUGGCGAUAUAUGGCUAGGAUUGGAAUAA
Messenger RNA from Lodderomyces elongisporus, 2352 nucleotides. RefSeq names its product alpha-mannosyltransferase. The coding region runs from base 1 to 2352 and encodes 783 amino acids. The transcript has a single exon. Gene Ontology annotation, biological process: protein O-linked glycosylation. Gene Ontology annotation, molecular function: alpha-1,3-mannosyltransferase activity. Gene Ontology annotation, cellular component: Golgi apparatus. Lineage: Eukaryota; Fungi; Ascomycota; Pichiomycetes; Serinales; Debaryomycetaceae. The record is from RefSeq and is a predicted model, not a curated record.